AUGUCUAGGCAGCUUGCUGAGAGAAAUCAAGGCCAAUUUCCAAGUAACACUAUAGUCAAUCCGCGAGAAGACUGCAAGUCCAUUGUUACAAGGAGCGAAAUUGUGAUUACUCCUCAAGAAAAGCCAAAGGUGGUUCAGAAAAAGAAAGCUGACGAACCAGUAAUUGAACCAGAGCAAGAAAAAGAGGAGGAAACACCUGCAAAUGAGAAAGAAGAGCCUGCUAAAAAAGACAAAGGAGAGGCAAAUGAGAAAGCUGUAGAGACUCCAAAGAAUGGCUCUCACAAGGAGUGCAGUGCCAUUAUUCAGAAGAAAUUUACACCGAAGCUUCGAGAUCCAAGGAGUUUCAACAUCCCGAUUGCGAUAGGCAACAUUAAUGUUGGUCGGGCAUUGUGCGAUCUUGGAGCAAGCAUCAACCUUAUGCCGCUAUCAGUAAUGAAGUCUCUCGAAAUUUUCGAGCUGAAGCCCACUAUGGUGUCUCUCCAACCUUCUGAUAGGUCUCUGAGAAGACCAAACGAAGUAAUAGAAGACGUACUUGUCAAGGUGGGCAAGUUCAUCUUUCAUGCAGACUUCGUAGUCCUAGACAUGGAAGAAGAAGGAGACAUGCCCCUUCUGUUGGGUAGACCCUUCCGUGCCACAGCCAGAGCCAUGAUUGGCGUGGAGAAAGGAAAGUUGGAGUUGAGAAUGGAUGACGAAAAGGUCGCCAUUAAUAUUUUUGAUGUUAUGAAGCAUGCUGAGGCUAAAAACGACUGCUUUCGGGUGGACAUUCUUGAAGAACUGUUCCUUGAAAAGAAAGAUGAUGGUCAGACUCUUGAAGAAGAGACAAAAUUCUUUGAUGAGAACCCUCGAAAGGAAAAUUCUAAAAUUCCAAUGGAAGAGUUGAAGAAGAAGGAUUCAGACAUCACAGUUGAAGCACCAGAGGUGGAAUUAAAAGAGCUUUCAUCUACUCUUAAAUACAUCUUCUUAGGAGAUACAGAGACGUAUCCUGUCAUCAUCAACAAAGAGUUGUCUGAUUCUGAAGAAACCAAGUUGAUGAAAGUGCUCAAAGACCACCAAACAGCCAUAGGGUGGUUUAUAUCUGAUCUAAAAGGAACCAAUCUUUCCUUCUGCACUCACAAAAUACUUAUGGAAGACAACAUCAAACCUGUGAGGAAGCCUCAGAGACGACUCAAUCCUACCAUGAAAGAGGUAGUUCGGAAGGAAGUAGUGAAACUCCUUGAUGCCGACAUGAUUUACCCAAUCUCAGACACUGCAUGGAUACCUGUUGCACCAGAGGAUCAAGAGAAGACAACAUUCACUUGCCUCUUUGGAGUGUUUGCCUACAGAAGGAUGCCAUUUGGCCUCUGCAAUGCACCUGCUACUUUUCAAAGAAGAUUCAUCAAGGAUUUCUCCAAAAUUGCAAAGCCUUUGAGUCAACUCUUGGUGAAAGACACUAGCUUUAAUUUUGAUGAAGAAUGUUUGCAUUCCUUUAAUCUGUUGAAGGAAAAACUUACCAUUGCGCCUGUUCUGAUGGUGCCUGAUUGGAAUCUUCCAUUUGAGCUCAUGUGUGAUGUGAGCGCAUACGCAAUAGGAGCUGUACUCGGUCAUCGUAAGGAUAAACUGUUGCAUGUUAUCUACUAUGCUAGCAAAGUUUUAAAUGAGGCACAAGUUAAUUAUGCCACAACUGAAAAAGAAAUGCUAGCUGUAGUUUAUGCAUUAGAUAAAUUUAGACCUUAUUUGAUAAGAUCUAAAAUUAUUGUUUUUACUGACCAUGCUGCAUUGAAGUAUCUAAUGAGUAAACAGGAUGCAAAGCCACGACUGCUGCGUUGGAUGCUUCUGUUCCAGGAGUUUGACUUGGAGAUUCGAGACAAGAAAGGGUUAAAAACACUAAGACAUUAG
Messenger RNA from Gastrolobium bilobum, 1875 nucleotides. RefSeq lists its product as uncharacterized. The transcript has 4 exons. The coding region runs from base 1 to 1875 and encodes 624 amino acids. Lineage: Eukaryota; Viridiplantae; Streptophyta; Magnoliopsida; Fabales; Fabaceae. The record is from RefSeq and is a predicted model, not a curated record.